Molecule: messenger RNA, 1483 nt
Organism: Bursaphelenchus okinawaensis
Lineage: Eukaryota; Metazoa; Nematoda; Chromadorea; Rhabditida; Aphelenchoididae
Source: the annotation of a GenBank genome assembly
AUGUGGUCAGCCGAUGUAAACAACAACCUAUCCAACUAUCCGAAUGGAGUCAAUUGGUCAACUUUUAAUUCCGGAAAAACUGAUGAGGUUUGAUUUAAAAAUGACUUUUUCAUUAAAAUUCAAAAUAAUUUCGAACUUUUAGUAUAAUUCAUAUCAACUUUUGGGUCAAAUGAAUGCACAUGCCAGAGGCUUGUACGUGAAUACACCAUCAAUGUCCGCCAGCUCAAGUGAAAUUUCACCGCCAAUUAGGAGGAAGAAGAAACCUUGUCCAGUGCCGGCCGAAAAGAAGGAUGAUGUAAGUUGGUUAACAAUAUUCUUUAGUAGAGUUGUAAUUAUAUGUUAACUUUUUACAAAACAAGAGACGAGAAGACGUAUUUUACAAUAAUAUUGCUCAUGUUAAGUCCAUUUUUUCACAAAGUUAGCAUAAGAGACUGCGUUUAAUUUUGACAAAACAUAUUUUUGGUAACUUGGAAGAAAAGAUUUUUGAGUUUUUUAUACUUUGCAGUUUGUUUUGAGUACGGACAAACCUUGUAGUCAAUUUAUAGUGGAACUCUUGUAUAUCAAAACCGCUCUAUAACGUUCAACUUUCCUUCGCCUACUACACAAUGCAUUUAAAUCACUUUAAAUUUUUUAUAACCAGCAAAUCUAAAACUUUUUUGUUAUUGCGUUUUAGUGUAUAUGUGUAGGAGCGCACUUAGGACUUAGUACGCGACCCUUGAGCUCUUUGCCAGUAGCAUCCAGGGCCGGGCGGGGACCUUUGGUCUGGGGGCGGGGGUCCAAAAAAUCCACAGGGGGAUCACGUUCAGCUUUUUUUUCAAAAAAUUUUUUUCCACUCCCGAAAAACGCCUGGCCAGUGGGCCUACAUUGAUGAUUUUCAAGAUGGAACAAUAUUUUUUCGACACAACGAUAUUAGAGCAAUAUUUUUACUGAGCCUUGUCGGUUUUAAGCGCGCAGUUCAAUAUAUUAUACUAAAACUAAAAAACUUUGUUAUCACAAAAACAUUUUUUGUUUUUUUUAAAGAACUACAAAAUUUUUUAAUUUGCAAAAAAAAUUUUAUUUUUGAAAAAAGUAUUUUUCAAAACAUUUCGAAAAAAAUGUUUUAGGCUUAUGUUCAACGACGACAAAAGAAUAACUUGUCAGCACAAAAGUCUCGAGAAGAACGGAAAAAACGAGAGGCUGAGAAAGACGCCAGAAUCAAGGUAGGACAAUAAUUUUUUUUUAAAGUAUAAAGGUUUAAACUUUGUAUUAUUCUUAGACUAUUUGUCUUUAAAUUAUAAUAAAACUCUCAUUGUUACAGGAGCUGGAAAUGCAAGUAGCCCAACUCUGUCAGCAAGUGUUUUUCCUUCAAACCGAAAACGCCAAGUACAAAUGUCACUUAUUACAGUACGGAAGCGCUGUGCCUGACUCAAUGAACUCGACUAUGAACACCUCAAUGAAUAGUACAGCAUUUACUCCUCCAAAGUUUUCUGAUCUAACUUAUUAG